ACGGGGGGAGGAGAGAGAGAGUAGCACCGAGUAGUGUGUGAGUGAGUAGAGGAAUAAAAAACUCUGUAAAGAAAGCGAGAGCUCCUCUAUAAUUUGUGAUUCUGUCAAAGAAGUAAGCUUUUCGGCGACGAUAUGUCAAACAGCGACGAAGAUGCGGUUGAAACGGAGUAAACAACGACCGGACAGUUAGCGAAAGUACUUGUAAACAGAGAAAGCGUUUUCGGCUCGACUCGACUCAGGACGGUUGAUCGUUUUCCGCUGCAACUUGAGCUGAUUUCGGCGCUGCUGCGGGACGAACAGCGAAGUCCCGACCGUCCAACUCGGUGACCAGCAGCCCGUCGGCUGGCAGCGAGACGGAGAGCCGAGACCGCCGUGGCUUGACAAGAGAGCCGACGAAGCAGCCAGCAAAGUUUGCCCCGUGUCUUUUUCCAUAGUUUUCCAGAUUGGGAGCAAGAGGAAGAGGCCGAAAAGACUGACUUUUUUCUCUCCACAAGUAACUUGUGGAAUUCACCCAGUUUAGCAAACUUUAGCGUCUUAGCUAUCCUGCCAGCUACUUUCAUCAAAACACAAUGAAAACACCUGGAGAAAGUGGGUUUGCCUUCCCAGACUGGGCCUACAAGCCCGAGUCGAGCCCCGGCUCCAGACAGAUCCAGCUGUGGCACUUCAUCCUGGAGCUGCUGAGGAAAGAGGAGUACCAUGAUGUCAUCGCCUGGCAGGGUGACUACGGAGAGUUUGUCAUCAAGGACCCAGACGAGGUGGCCCGGCUGUGGGGGGCAAGGAAGUGUAAGCCCCAGAUGAACUAUGACAAGCUGAGCAGAGCGCUGAGGUACUACUACAACAAGAGGAUUUUACAUAAGACCAAAGGCAAGAGGUUCACCUACAAAUUCAACUUCAAUAAGCUGGUUUUGGUCAACUACCCCUUCAUCGACAUGGGCUCUGCUGCUAGUGGUGUACCUCAGAGCGCCCCUCCUGUCCCCACCGGCGCAGGUACCCACUUCCGCUUCCCUCCCUCGACGCCCUCUGAAGUGCUCUCCCCCAACGAGGACCUGCGCAGCCCUGGAGGCAUGUUCAGCGCUGUGGCCCGGCGAAUGGCGCGUGGCUCGGUCAGCGACUGCAGUGACGGCACUUCAGUCAACUCUGAGAUUGAGGAAGGCAACGGGGGAGCGGGAGAGGAAAGAGGGGGAGAGAGGGGUGUCAGCGGAGGAGGAGGAGGGCCUGGUGGAGGAGGAGGAGGCUACCGAAGCAUCAUCCAUCCCCGUCUGUCUCAUGAAUCUCUGUUUCGUAUGUACGGAGGGCCAGGCAAUCCCACUGGGCACCCAGCAUCCCGUGGCCCCACGGGACACAGAGUCCACCCAGAGCCCCUGUCCCCCUUCCCCGUGUCCCCUCUCCCAGGGCCGGGAGGAGCUGGCCUCCUCGCUCCUCCUUUGUCCCCAGCUCUGUCCAUGACCCCCUCAUCUCACCUCCCCUAUACCCCCUCCCCCACCCUGUCCCCCAUGCUCGGCUCCCACUUCUCCUUCAACCCAGAGGACAUGAAGCGCUACCUGCAGGCCCACACCCAGUCAGUGUACAACUACCACCUCAGUCCCAGAGCGUUCCUCCACUAUCCCAACAUCGUCAUCCCGCAGCCUCACCGGCCUGCCGCAGACAAGGCCAGUCUGUCCGGAGAGAGAGGGGCAGCUGAGAGGGGGGAGAGAGCAGCUGCAGCGGGGGGAAGUGAGAGGGGAGGAGAGCGGCACCACCACCCGUCUCUGGCUCACUCCGCCCACCACCACCCCCAUCCUCCACAUUCUGCCCACCCCCACCCUCACAGCCAUUCCCACCCUAUCCACCACCCACUCCACCUGGGUGAGGAGCCUCCGCACAUGUCUCCCUUCAAGUUCAAGUUGCAGCCCCCACCGCUGGGCCGGAAGCAGAGGGAAGGGCAGGGCCAGAGCAACCCCCGGCAGAGCUCUCUGUCCUCAGGUUCGGGAUCAGGGUCCCUGUCCUCUACCUCUGGCCUGGGCUCCUCACUGUCCUUUGGCAGCGACCUGAGCUCAGCCAGUGGCUCAGGCCUGAUCUCCAGCUCCUCCUCAACGCAGUCACUCAACAGCGCUGGACUGCCCAAGAUCAAGGUGGAGCCCAUCUCUGAUAUCGAGUCAGAGGAAGAGGUGGAGGUAACUGACAUCAGCGAUGAGGAUCCUGAUGAGCGAGAUGAGGAGUUUGACCUCUUCUCCCCCCGCCACUCGAGAGCGCCUGUCCAUCACCACCACCUCGCUAACGGCAAGGCCACGCCGCCACAUCACCCACAUCCUGAUGAGGACCUGGAUGAGGACGUCUUCAAAGCCCCGGCUCCACCCCCGCCCGGCCUGAUGCCCUUUUUCACCACCCAGCACACACACUCCAAUGCGCACCGCGGUCCACCCACCCUCAAGAGCGAGCCCUGCGAGCCAGGGGACGGCAACACCCCCCCACCUCAGACAGGCUUGGCAGGAGCUCCACAGACAAAGUGCAUCCCCCUCAAGCUGCGCUUCAAGAGGCGCUGGAGCGAAGACCAGCGCAUGGAGGCCUCACAGGAGGAGUCAGAUGACAAGAAAGUACGAGGAGAGGAGGAGAGAGAACGAGAGAGGCAGAGGAACGGAAGGAUGGAAAUUGAGGAGAACGGGACAGGCAGUGGAGAGGGGGACAGUCCACCACCGUCAGGGUACGAGGGCUCUUUAGCCACACCUUUGGCCUCGCACCAGAGGGUGAGCGCUGAGCUGCAUCGUGCCACUGCACAGCUUUCUCUGGAGAACAAGGACUGCUGAUGAGACACACAGCCCAAACACUAAUUCUCCAGUAGGUCAUCCAAGAGGUCGUACAGGAAAAUAUAAAUGGAUCCUCUGCAAUCCCUCUCUCACACUGACAAACUUGGCGAAAUUCCUGAAACCUCCAGUUAACUGGGAGCACAGCCCAACAUGCGUACGAACCAACACCUCAAGCACAGCCCAAUUCUGGUUCUGCCAGACCUCCCCCUCCCUCCCUCAUAUCCUCCAUCUGGAUCAGGGCUCCUCUGAGACACAUUCUGCGGGAGGAAGGGGUCACUUGGGACCCAGACAUCCAAGGCUUAGUGACUGAAAUGAGGUUGGAAUCAAAGGAAGGAAUGCCCACUCUUGGAACUUGGCUCCAAGUUCAUCUCCCACCCGGCCAGUACAACUCCAGAUGCGAGUCCUGCCCCAGUAGCACGUCUCCUGCCUUCAGGCCCCCACCUGUAGGGUCACCAGUCAGUUAUCACUGUCCUCAGGGGACUCGCCACUCCCUUACAGCCCAGCAGCAAACCCAGGAUGAUGGGGUGCACACUCUCCUGUAUCCUAGUUUUUCUGUAGAAAUGACAGGGCUUCGAAAAGUGCCUGUACCUAAACCCCACAGCCCUGGAGUGACAUGGAGGAGAGCAAAGACGAAGUGGGAGUGAGGAGGAGGAGGGGAGUGGGUUGAACUGCUAUGAUAAAACCCUUCUUUCACUCACAAAGUCCUUGGAAAGUUGGGCGGAUAAUGGAAAAAAUGGUGAUAAAAGGAAAGUGUGUCACAAAGACUGAAGGGGUGGGGCUGUUGGGUGAUGUCUGACUGAUGGAACUUCUCGUAAAACUGGCCUACUCCACUCAGGGAAGCCUAUCGCUGUAUGUUUAUUGGACACACACACACACACACACACACAGACAUGUGCACAAAAAAAGCCAGCCAAUGGUGAAAGGAGCUUGGAGACUCUCAUUUGAAGCUUUGCUCAUGGACACUAACCAUUGCUCACUGCUACUCAAAGACAGCAAACACAUACAUUCGCAUACACACAUUUUUUUCACUCUGGCACACUGUUCUCUCAGAGCUUUUUUUUUUUUUGACUUUUGUGUACCCUUCUUUCUGUCGCUUUCUCCUGUCCUCCUCCUUCUUUCUUAUGGACCACCUGCGGAAAGAUCACAACCCUACCAAAAUGAUUUCACCUCCAGGAAGAAGCAAGAAAUUAACUAAGGAGGAGAGGAAAAGGGAAGAGAUGGAGAAGAGUUCAGAAGUUGUUCAGGUGUCUGUAGAUAGAGAGCUGCUGAGAGGCAAAAGGCAGGGGGGUCCAGUUACUGUUAGCCUGUUGAUCUAGCUUUCCAACCUAACAUAGCUUGCAUACUGACCGCUGGUUCCCUCAAAGUCCCAGCAGUGUAGAGGCCUAGUUCACCAGCUUGAGCUCCUUUAACAAUCGUAGUCUUGAUAGUGUUAACUAAACCAGCAAAUGUUCAUACACACAAAACACACACCAAAAAAAUAAAUAAAUAAAAACAAAAACAAAAAAAACAACAACAACACACAUGCACGGCACUGCCUUUAGCUCCUUAACUUGCUCCCUCCCUCUCUGGACCUUCAGCUCUCCCUGUAGUGGCGGCGUCACCAUCAGAGAGUGGAGCAGAGCAUUGUGGGAUUUGAGACUGCCGGCCUGUAGUUAUACUGCAAGAGUCUGAGAGCCAGUGAGAGCAGGGACACCUUAGACCUCACAUACACUGCCUCUCUUUGCCUUGUUUUUAUAGCAUGUACAAAAGUGCAAACUGAGCUCUAAUACACACACAUACAGACUAUAUCUUUAUAUAUUCUAUAUGAAAUUAUGAAAAAAGUGAGAUUUUAAUGAACCAUAGCAUUUUAAUGAUAUGAUUGAUUCAGGAUUUUUUGUAAGUGGAUUAUUUUGAGCGGUAAGAAGCGAUAUAUAAAUUUGCGACUUUGCUUCUUGUCUCUCUCUGUGAAAUGGGGGAUGGAGGGUGGGGGGCAAAGGGGUUAUGAAGAGGGGGUUGGGGGUCUUGGCUUUGUCGUACUUUUGUUUCACAGGUAAAGAAGCCAGAAAAACAAUAGCUCAGAACAAUCUAACAGAGAAAUAAUACCAGCAAGAAAAGGACUGCAGACGGAUAAUAACCCACAUCGUUUUCUAUGCUGUUCACUUCAUUUGCAGUAGCUUGCCCCUUUUAGCUCACAGCACUCUGGUCUCUCCUGUCUGUACAGUCUAGCACAGUGGGGUAUUCCCUGGCUCCUGGCCGGAGUUUGCCUGGCCUCAGGCCACCUCUCCAGGCCCUGUGGUGUGGAUGAGCUCGGAGUUUAGCCCAGGACAGCUCAUGGGUUUUUAGAUUUUAGAGGGCGAAAUCCUGUGCUUUCUCUUUUGGCCAGUAAGUUUAAUGCUCCACUGUUUGCUGCAGCUCUGGACUGGACUCCCAGCCAGCUAGGGGGGAGGUGGAUAAGGGGUUAAUCAUUACUGUAAGAUAGCCUGGAAAAGCUGCAAGUAUGGCAUGUGAGGCCUGACCUGAAAUACCCUCUAAUCAAGCUAUGCACACACACACACACACACACACACACACACACACACACACACACACAGACGCAUGCACAUAUCUAUAUCUAUCUAUAGAUAGAUAGAUAUAGAUAUGUAUAUAUACAUAAAAAGAACAAGAAUCCUCAACACACAAUACACCUGCCCCUCUCUGCCAUCUCUGCAGUCAGGUGAAACAGGCUUCUGAUUGGCUGGUUCUGUCGUGCGGACCAGCCGUCUGCCCUGAGCCCUUCACUUGCAGGCCAGUGAUGAGACAGAUCUAUAGCAGGGAACUGUGGGAUAGAUGGCCUCCAGGCUGUCUGUGUAGUUGAGCUGAUCGAAUUUCCUCAUCAGACCCCUGUGGUCUGGAUUGGAGCAUGUCACAACACGCACAUGCACACACACACACACACACACACACACACACACAUACACACUCACUCACACUCCCUUCGCCCUCUAACAAGUCCUGUGUCUGUAUUUGAACUGACAGCUGCCUUACUACUACUUUUCAUAUCUAAGCAAAAGAUUAGGCAUCAGUCUGCCUGCUCUGCAUUCUCUCUCUCUCUCUCUCUCUCUCUCUCUCUCUCUCUCUGUCUCUCUCUCUCUUUCUCUCUCUCUCUUUCUCUCUCUCUCUUGUUUGCUGUUUCAUUUUUUUCCUCACCCUGUUGUCUAACGUCCUGCUAACUGUGGCGUGAUCUGACUCAAUCAUGAUAGCACAGGGUGAGAAUGGCGAGAGUCUGUCAUGUAUCGCAGACUCGCUCUCAUCCAGUUUCAGGCCUCUACAGUCAAAGCAUGGUAAACAAAUAGCACAACGAUUACAUUUUCUCUAUCAGACUUAUUAAGAAUAAAGUUUUUGUCAUUUUAUUUCACUGAUGUCAAUAUUGCUGUUGAUUAUUAUUGUUAUUGUUGUUGUUAUUGUUCUCAUUGGAUUAUUUACCUCUCCCCUGGCAUUAUUAUUCCAUGGCUCUGUUAGCUAUUGCUUUUACAUUGUGAUUUCACUUUGGAUGAUGUGGGGACCCCCUCCCCCCAGGCUUUUUUUUUUUUUCUUGGACCCCCACCAGAUCCCUUCUCCCAGUCUUUCUAGUAGUCUUUACAAAUGUAAUAUAACUAAAAUGUGUAAUAUUAAUUCUGAGAGCAGUUGAUAUGCUGACAGAAAAAUAACAUUGGGGACUGAGAGGGAAGGGCAGGGGCGGAGGAUUUUAUUUAGGGGCAGAGGGGAAUGAUUUUAUCUUUUUGUCAUGUAUUGUAAUUUUUAUUUUAUAAUGUUACUUUUCUCUCUCUCUCACUCUCUUUCUCUCUUUUGCUCUUGUAUAUUUUUUUCAUUUUUGGAGAUUGUAUCAUUUUAAAAGGAAAAAAAAGAUGUGUAUUGUUUUACUGUGUAAAGGUCUAUAUUUCUCCCUCUUUCUCGCUCUCUCUCCUUUCUCCCCAUCUCCCCAAGCAGUUACAUAACACUCAGAUGGAGAGAUGAGAGUUAAUACCAUGAUGUAACAUUGAAUUUCUCCACUUUAAUUCUUUCGUGUUUAUAUAUUUUUUUCAAACUUGUAAUUAAGCUGUAAUCAGGGUUAAUUAAAACUGGUUAAAACCCAA
This is a messenger RNA of Myripristis murdjan (pinecone soldierfish), 6874 nucleotides long. RefSeq names its product Ets2 repressor factor like 3 (gene erfl3). The transcript has 5 exons. Gene Ontology annotation, molecular function: DNA-binding transcription factor activity, RNA polymerase II-specific; sequence-specific DNA binding. The coding region runs from base 570 to 2783 and encodes 737 amino acids. Gene Ontology annotation, biological process: cell differentiation; regulation of transcription by RNA polymerase II. Gene Ontology annotation, cellular component: nucleus. Lineage: Eukaryota; Metazoa; Chordata; Actinopteri; Holocentriformes; Holocentridae. The record is from RefSeq and is a predicted model, not a curated record.